CUCGAAUGUCUUCUUUGUUCUUGCUCUCGCAACUGUGCAAGCAGCCUCUCAUGGCGGUCUUGCUUUCAUCCUCGCUCGUACCCUAUCAAUUCACCAUUGCCGCACCGUCAUGAGCCUUUCUGCUCGUCGGCAGUCUGCCCUCAAUUCCCUCUCGCGUGCCUACAGCUUUGCAUCGCCCUCGUUUUGACCGUCCACUUCGUUUCGUCUGCCUCUUGUCUUUCGCGCCCGCCGUACCGCGCCCCUCUGGAGUUAUCGGAACAGCGUUCUUCUGUCGUCACUCGUUUGAGUCUCUCCCAUGACGCACCUUUUGCGAACAUUAUUCCCUCCAUUACUACCCCUCGUCCCUCGUUGUUAUCAUGCAGUCCUUCGAUGGCCGCCCGACCGAAUGGAGCGAGGAAGAGAAACUGAAUCUUGCGCUCUACAUAUUCCAGCAAAGAGAGCGGAGAUCCGGCUCUAGAUCCUCCGCGGCGCAGGUACUUUUCGAACAUCUGGGUUCAUACCAGCCUGACUGGGACGACUUGCCCCUCCCCGGAGGUCUGCACAUCGCCUUGUUGUUGCUGUUGUGACGCUUCAGCUCACAGAACGUCUCUAGGUCGUACGGUCGGACAGGCCAGAGCGGUCUUCACGUCAUACUCUCGGCAAAGUUCAGGUCCAAGUACGGUCCACUCAGCAGGGCCUUCUCCUGGCAGCUAUGGUUACUCACUGAUGGGAGCAAGCACUGGUGGCGUAACCUCAAGGAAACGUUCAGCUCCUUCAGACGCUCUUACACCACAGCUAGGACGACCUCUGGCACCGAAACAACCAUCUGCAUUCGGCUCGGAGUCGACCGUCAAGUCCUCAAUUACGGGAUAUCCUUCAAUCUCACCCAUGGUCGAACCUCCGCCCAGAUUGGACGAACCGCGUAAGAAACGCGGCCGACCGACAAAACAAGAGGCGGAAGAAAGGAGACGAAAGAUGGAGGCACGGCAACAGUUACGCCUUCAAGCUCAGGUUCAGGUUCAACCCAGUCAAGCAGCAGAGACGGCACAGCAUUCCAGAGCCUACGGCGCACAGUUCGGUUCUCCAGCACAACCACUACCAGCUGCAGCGGCCUCUCAAAUCCCUCGCGAAGGCACACCAACGGUAUCAAUUGCACCUCAGCCUUCAGCACUCUCUCAGACUCCUCGUGGCCAAUCUAUGGAGGAACAUAAUUCCAGCGGGUCUAGCGGAAAGAAAAGAAGGGCGAGAGCCCCGCGUCCGUCAGUCUCUGAAACGGAGCCGCCUCCUCCACCGUUCUAUCCAAUGCCACCGAACCCACCAGACUCUACCCGCGAUUCACCGCCUCGCGCCGGCUCUCAUCUUGGAGGCCGUCCACCGCAUCCGUCCAGAAGCUCUGCAUUCACUACCAGUAUUUCGUCCAUAGAGCCGGAUUUACCGGCCUAUGAUCCUGGUGAGGAGUAUCGGCCUGCAAACCCACGUUCACGACCAUGGGAAGUCCGAGACCGACCAGGCAUGUCGUGAAAAAAGGAUGCUGCUCUUAAGAUCAGUCUCGGAGAGCCCUAGGCCCAUCAUGAAUCAUACGUCUAAUGAACGUUUUCUGCAAAUCUCUUUCAUUUGCUGUUCUUCGGGUAUUAGAUGGUCGCUUGGUUCGUUCAGCAAUCAUUUGCAUCCCGGCGGCCUGAUGUGUUUAUUUCCAGACAGAAACGGCUGAAAUGUGUCCCCUAUGUCCAACCAACAUCUUCAAUAUAAUGUUUACUACACGUCUACGAGGACAUUAUGAACGUGCUCGAGCAAAGUAGACUUAUGUGGUUUAUGACGGUGCGUCUUAAUAUGUAUCAUUAUUCACGGCCGAAAAUAUUUUACACGAUGAACUUUAUGUACAGCAAGAUCAUAUAUUUGAAGAGCUCAACCCAUCAAUUAUCCUG
Verruconis gallopava is the source of this 1904-nucleotide messenger RNA. RefSeq lists its product as hypothetical. Lineage: Eukaryota; Fungi; Ascomycota; Dothideomycetes; Venturiales; Sympoventuriaceae. The transcript is spliced from 2 exons. The record is from RefSeq and is a predicted model, not a curated record. The coding region runs from base 706 to 1500 and encodes 264 amino acids.